Molecule: messenger RNA, 963 nt
Organism: Anisakis simplex (herring worm)
Lineage: Eukaryota; Metazoa; Nematoda; Chromadorea; Rhabditida; Anisakidae
Source: the annotation of a GenBank genome assembly
GAUCUACGUUGGUGGCUCCAACUGUGCCCCGUUGAUCUAGUAGCCAAGAAAUUCGGUCUCUUGGCUAUCGAUCCAGUUCGAGCACGUCGUCAGAUUCCAAACGAAUGGUCCAGAGGUCGAUUCCCACCAAUAGUUCGUUUUCCCCUCAUUUUAUGCGAAGAUAAAUGGAUUUUUGCAUUUGAGGAGCUGAAUCCAGUGUUUAUGCAACAAGAGCAGUUAGACGAUCACAGAAGACUACGGCUUUUCGAAAGCACCAACCAAAUUAAUGCUUUUCCCAGUGGUUCGUUUUGGCCACCGGUGAUACCAUCAGCACCUGCAAGAUUUGGUAAUCUCUUUGGACAGUCAAUGGAUCCGUUAUCGAUGUUGAGUUUAACUGUGAUGCCACCUGUUUCCUUAAGUGCAACUGUAUUACCUCUCACAACUGCACCCAGCACUACCACUGUGGAAAGAUUCAAGGAAGAGUCGGACUUGGAAGGUUCGCAAGAAUCGUUUGUGACUGGUAAACCGACAUCACUAUCAUCAUAUGAGAUAACAACCGGGGAACGAGAAGAUAAAGCGUUGGAUUAUUACGAUGCAAUUGAUGAGAAUUUCGAUAAGGCCAAAUACGAAGGCAAAGGCGGCUUCCUAAGUGGGGUCUCCGAUCUCCUUCAGAAUCUUCAGGACGGCUUAACGUUAGCACAAGUAGCGUUACCGAGUAAUAAAAAGCUCGUGUUCCCGACGUCAUCAACCACAGAGGGUCCGUCGUUCCUUCUGAGCCGUGACGAUAAUAGUUUGACGAUUGGUGUCAAGAAUGAUAACGAUAUGCAGAAACUAGAUUCACUCGUCAAACUGCAAGGUUUUGGACCAAAUCCGGCCAGGCCUGACGGGUCAUCAAACAUGCAAACGCUGAAGACAAAUCUCGGUGACCCGGGAGCUAUUCAGCAAAUGCUUCAAUUCUUCGGUUUGUGCAAACAAGAGCUUUAA